CCCAGAAAGGUACAUGACUGAUAUACUUUGGUUUACGCUGUGAAAAAAUUAAUAAAUUAUUAAAAUAAUUAAAAUUAUUUUUCCAACAAACGAAUAGUUUAUGCGUAGAAAUAUUAAGCGAUAACACUCAGGUGAUCUCUUCUAUCCUUACUCCAUGUUUUCCCCCAUUGUUUUCAAUACAGGAAGUCUCACUGACACACACACACACACUCUCGUUGGGGUCAUGGGGUAGGAAAGGUAAAUCUAUAUAAAUCAUUAUAAAUAUUCAACUAAAACUAGGAUUACUGGGCUGCUGUGGUGAACCCAAUCUGAACUAAAAUUCUCUGGUUUUGCCAUGUCUUUUAGUAGCAUUCAUUAAAAGCAGUUGGGAGGUAGAGCCUAUACGAGGCUAUACUCAGCCCCAUACACCUAAAUGCCACAAAUACGAAGGACUGGAUAAGUGAGCUAAGUGGUAAUAGGAUACAGAACAUUUGGCCUAUAGUAGACUCACUACUUCCAGUUGAUGCCAGCCUGGUGGUAACUUGAAAGUUAUAAUCUAAUGUGGGGAAACUUCCUUUAUUCAGAGAAUCGUUCUGGGAACUGACCGAGGAUUCAGCUUCAAGGGCUACACUUUUUUUUUUUUUUGGAAAAAGAACACUGCUUAUAAAGAACAGUAAUUAAAAAGGCUCACAUGGGGCUGGGCGCGAGUCACAGGCCAGAGCUCGUUGGCUGCUGCUGCGCCUCCAUUGAGCCUCCCAAGCACUCCGAAGUGCGGGAUCAGGGCUUGGGCCCUAUUGGCACCGCGACUGGGGGAAGGCAGGAACAGCGGGGCCAGGUUACCUCGCUAAGCAGAGCUUCCUCCCCUCCCCGUACUAAGCCUACGCCGGGGCCGCUGCGCACAGGGACGCACGUUCCGCGCUCACCCGCUAUUCGCGACUAGAUGUCACUUAACUUGGAUACUGAAGAUGACUUCUAUCUGGAAGAAAAUAGAUUCAAGCAGUGUUGUGCAGAGUUCAUUAAACAUUCACAGCAAAUAGGAGAUGGUUGGGAGUGGAAAAGUAUAAAGGACUUUCCUGAUGGUUAUAUGAGUAAAACACACUUCCAAAUGAAAAAUGGAAAUACCCCAUCAAUUUUCAAGGACAGCACUAAGGAAAAUGAUGAGCAAACAUUCACACAUGUUGAGGAAGCCCUGGAUGAUUCUCAAGCAUCUGAAAUCUGUGCAACAUCAGAAGUGAUUCGUUAUGAGUAUCAUGUCUUGUAUUCCAGCAGCUACCAAGUACCUGUGCUUUACUUUAGGGCAUGCUUUUUAGAUGGAAGACCUUUAACUCUGGAUGAAAUUUGGGAAGGCGUUCAUGAAUGCUACCGGGCUCGUCUACUGGAGGGGCCCUGGGACACCAUUACACAACAGGAAUAUAAACUACGUUACAUCAUGGCUGAGUAUUGUAGGCCCAGUUGUGGGGCUAAAUCUACCUCUGAGUUAUGCAAAACUAGUGUCUGAACAGAAUACAAAAACGGAUUAAAUCAAAAGGGCCCCAAGUUGAAGCACAGGUAUUUGUGAAUUGUAAAGCCACUGCAGCCUUGUCUGCAACGGAUCUGACACAAACUACGCCGUUUCCACACAGUCAGUAAAGCUUGCCGUUCAGGGCUUUUCCUCCUGGCAGCAACAUGCUUGAUGACAGCUGAACACCUAAGAGCUGGCUGAAAUUAGUGACGCCUCAUGUUCCACCCGAACACAAGCUCCAUUCCAUGUGACAGCACUGACUCUCUAGGAUUCCCUUACUCAUCUCCUACCUUAGAUUCUCCCUCCUUUUUUCCUUGGGUUUGGUCUUUAUUGAGACGAUAUCAGAACACCUAUAAAAGGCUGAAUUUUCUGGCAUGGGAAUGAAACAAUGGAUUUAAUUCUACUCUGAAAGAUAUCAGACAGCACCACUGUGUAUUUAGAAAAGUAUGCUAUCAGUCUUGCAGACGUCCACAACGAUGCAGUUAUAUGUGUGAACAUGGGCUUGAUUCCAUUUUAGGGUUAGUAUGUAACCUGGAGAGGAUAGCGACACUUAAUUGCCAAAACUCUGAUUGUCAGAUUCCUCAGGGUAUAUUGGAGAAUGUAUUAUAUAUGUAUUGCUUAACUGAACAAAUGGGUCAGAAUUGUAGAUGAAUAGUACUAAUAGUCUAUGUAUUGGUUAAAAUUAUACAAUUCUACAAUUCAGGGUCUCUCGGUACAAUCAUGUGAGCAUGCUGCUUCUUCCUUCUUCACUACUUCUAAAGGAUUUUGUCACCAAGGGAAGGUACAGUUGUAGUAAAUUAGCAUUUCUGGUUGAGCUAGUAGUUAUUCAUGAGUAAAAGCCUGAUCCUGCAGUCCUUACUCAAGCUAAACUCCCACUCAUAUCAAUGGAGUUUUGAGUGAUUAGAGAUUGCAUAAUAGGGCCCCAAGAUCAGCAAAAAACAGGCUAGAAAUAACUUUAGUAUGACGGUCAGUUUUGAUUCCUUCUGAAUCACGUUUUGUUCCGAGUGUUCUGAAUUUAUUUUGUACAGGUAUUUAGUAGAUAAGAAUUACAGAUUUUGCCUUUAUGUGUUCAGUGAAGAUGACGCUUACAUGGGAAGUCAAAUAUUAGAAUAUGUUGGAUCAAAACUGCAAAUGUAAAAUUUAUGGGAUUUAAAAAUCUGUGUUCUCAGAAGUUUUAUUAUCUUCCUGUUAUUAACUUAGUUGCAUUAUAUGUGUUUGUGAUGUGAAACAUAAUACAAUCCUUAAAAUGCUAUUGACAAAGUGAAAUUCUUUUGCCAAGCCAUUUCAUUUGGAAUUCAUAGUAAAUGAUACUAAAACACAUUAUUUAUCCUAUACUGGAUUCUAAUGAUUUGUCAUAUCUUUGUUCCCUCCAUGACUUGUAAAAUGUAGUUCUUUGUUGACUUCUUAUGACAGCAGUCAGAUUGCCUUCUUUUCAAAACAUUUGGUUAUGUAUGUUUUAUUAUAAACAAUAUCUGUAUCCUAUUUCACACAUUGAAAGAACAAUUAUUUCUCUUUAUACACAAGGAGAAACAAACAACAGGAAAAUAAUACAAUUUUAAAUCUGUAUUUAGAAGCCCAGAUGCUCAGCCUUGCUUCAUGCCCUUUGUGCUGCUUCAGUGAAGCAAAGGGGCUCAUAUAACCAGAUGAAGAUUCCCAGCUGGUCAAUCUAGCCAGCUUUGCACCAACUGCUUCUGCCUCCACCCCAGCAUAAGAGAUAGGAUGAGGUGCGGCCAGAGCAAAUUGUGUUUGGCAAUCCUGGGACACUGGAAUGGCUGCUAGUCCCAGUGCAAAUAAGAGAAGGCUGCUCUACUUGCACUGAGGGUUGAAUUAGCUCCCCCUGUUCUCGGGAUCAGGCAGGAGACGCACACAAAAAAUACCUAGUUCCAUGUAAGUGCAUGCACAAGUAUGCACACAUAUGCACCAGGUGCACUGACUGCUGCAUGUUCAUAUUGGAGGAUCUAGCUCAUGGUUAUCUUUAUGUAGCAUCACAGAUGUUACCCAGCAUUGACCUAUGGGUCAAAUGGACAGAAUAAACAAGUCCUUGCCCCCAAGAAAUUCAAUUUUUAAGAUACAGGGUCAGUAAAAUCUGACACAGAAUGCAUAGAGUGGGAUUUAAUGUAAAUAGCUGGAGUGCUUGUUUUAAAAUAUUCUUCAUAGGCUUAGUGUGGAGGAUUCAUUGAUAACCAACACAUAUUCUUUUUCACUUUCAAAGUCUUAUUUAUUGGACUAGUUUUUGGCCACUUGUCAGAAAAUAGCAGUAACAAAAUGGUUUGGAGUAAAAUGUAUUUGCAUAGUUUCCUAGCUAUUUCUAGGAGACUAACACUUCCUGUUUUCCAGGCAUAGCAGACUUGUUGAUAAUACUCCUUCCAGUCAUUACUAUUCUAUACUAUUUACCUAAGAUAAUCCUUGUUUAUUACAAGUUGCACAAAACACUGCCCUGAGGCGUUACAGUGAAUACAGUCUUUCUGCCCAUGUGACAGCAUUAGAUAAAUUAACUCAUGAAGUAUAAUUAUAGACAAAGAAAGUUCAGAUUGUAUCAUUUAUUAAUGCAGUUACUCAUAUGAGGCCAUAGCUAGCAUAACCUGAGACUGGGGAGGUAAGCAUGAAGUUAGUCCAACAGAAUGGACCCUCACCACCCUUCUGUUCGGUCAACGUUCCUUUACAGACACGAUUUUCUCUCUGUUUCAUCCAAGCCUUACAAAGAAAUGGGGUUGCCAUGUGGACUGAGAAAUCGACAUUCAGUUCCUUUUAGAUGCAACCAUCCCCAUUGUACAACAUGGUUUUCGCUCUUUCAUUUAUCAUCAUAAACAAGACCUAGGAUGAUUUGGAAAAAGCAUGGCACAUUGUCUUUGAUUUCAGGUCUGUCCUUGAAGAGCUAACCCCAGGCACAUGCCACAUGGGUAACUGCACUGGGGACUUUUUUUCCCCCAGUACAUACCUUCAGGAGCACUCUUUACCAAUAACACACCCUGCACCUGCUUUGAAACACAAACUCUUUCCAGUUUUUGAAGCCCAUUCAUGUUCAGCUGAUAAACCCCUUCUAAAUCCCAACUGAGUAAUAAUGAGCACCUUGGUGCUGCUCUCACAGUUGCUUAGAUACUAUGAUAAUGGAUACUAAAUGCAAAGAUAAAUAGGAGGGUUACAGCAAGUGGGAGAGUCGGACACAUAGAUGAGUGAUCCGGAAAAACGCAUCAUAUAUCUUGUAAGUUUUUGUAUUUAGCACUAACAAAUAACUGAAGUGUCAAAUCACUAAGAUGGUUAGUUCAAAAAUUCUCUGUAUUUUGGCUAAGAUGUCAACAGUAAUAAAAAACAUUUAGUAUAAGUAAUCUAGUGACCUUGUAAAACAUUUAACAUGUUUGCUCACAAAAAUCCUAUCUAAUUUCAAAAUUAGAUCAAUUACCAGUGCUAUAUUUCAUUUUAUUUGGCAAGUAUGUUCCAAAACACCUAAGUUUUUGGCAGCAUGGGUUACUCUUUAAGUUUUGCAAAACUGCUAAAGAAAAAAAUUCAGUUAUAAAGCAGUUUUAAAACUCCUUAAGUUUCUUGUCUAAAAUCAAGGCCGGCUCCAGGCACCAGCAUCCCAAGCAGGUGCUUGGGGUGGCAAUCUACAAAGGGCGGCAGUCCCUCU
This is a messenger RNA of Gopherus evgoodei (Goodes thornscrub tortoise), 5105 nucleotides long. It is a transcript of the gene ATG10, whose product is annotated as autophagy related 10. The coding region runs from base 920 to 1477 and encodes 185 amino acids. Gene Ontology annotation, cellular component: intracellular anatomical structure. NCBI's taxonomy places the organism in Eukaryota, Metazoa, Chordata, Testudines, Testudinidae. The transcript is spliced from 7 exons. Gene Ontology annotation, biological process: macroautophagy; protein lipidation; protein modification by small protein conjugation. The record is from RefSeq and is a predicted model, not a curated record. Gene Ontology annotation, molecular function: Atg12 transferase activity.